ACGCGGCGAGGAGCUUGGAGAGCAUCGAUCUGGGGACGCUCAGGGAUCCGGCAGGGAUAUUUGAAUUGGUACAAGUCGUUGGAAAUGGGACGUAUGGACAAGUUUAUAAGGGUCGCCAUGUGAAGACCGGGCAGCUAGCGGCAAUCAAGGUUAUGAAUGUUACCGAGGACGAGGAAGAAGAAAUCAAACUUGAAAUAAAUAUGUUGAAGAAGUAUUCUCAUCACAGGAAUAUUGCAACGUAUUAUGGAGCGUUUGUCAAGCAAAGUCCUGCAGGUCAGGACGACCAGCUGUGGCUGGUUAUGGAGUAUUGCGGAGCUGGGUCCGUAACUGAUUUGGUGAAGAAGACGAAAGGAAAUUGUCUCAAGGAAGACUGGAUUGCAUAUAUAUGCAGAGAAGUUCUCAGGGGCUUAGCACACUUACAUAUUCAUCAUGUUAUCCACCGAGAUAUUAAAGGACAGAAUGUGCUCCUAACAGAAAAUGCUGAAGUAAAACUAGUGGAUUUUGGUGUGAGUGCUCAGCUGGACAGGACCAUCGGGAGGAGGAACACGUUCAUCGGGACUCCCUACUGGAUGGCGCCGGAAGUCAUUGCUUGCGAUGAAAACCCAGAGUCAACGUACGAUUACAGAAGUGACUUGUGGUCUCUGGGAAUCACAGCUAUAGAGAUGGCUGAAGGAGCACCCCCUUUGUGCGACAUGCAUCCCAUGAGGGCUCUUUUUCUCAUUCCACGGAACCCUCCUCCCAAACUGAAAUCCAGGAAAUGGUCAAAGAAAUUUCUUAACUUCGUCGACAGUUGUCUGGUUAAGAAUUACAUGCAUCGCCCAGCCACAGAAACCUUGCUCAAACACUCCUUUAUCAGAGACAUGCAGAAUGAGCGGCAAGUGCGCAUCUUGCUAAAGGACCACCUGGAUAGGACGAGGAAGAAAAAGGGGGAGAAAGAUGAAACUGAAUAUGAAUACAGUGGAAGUGAGGAAGAAGGGGAUGAGCUGAAUGAAGAUGAAGGAGAACCAAGCUCCAUAGUCAAUCUCCCUGGGGAAUCCACCCUCCGCCGAGAAUUCCUGCGGCUUCAACAGGAGAACAAAAACCGUUUGGAUCCUCAGCGACAGCAACAGAUUCAGCAGCAGCAGCUGAAGGACCAGGAAAAGUACAAAAAGCAGCUCCUGGAAGAGAGGCCGAAACGAAUCGUGGAGCAAAAACUGCAGAGGAAAAAGUUGGAGGAUCACCAGAAGAGAGAAGAGCUCCGGAAGCAUCAUGGCCUUGAAAGACAAUGUCCAGAGAUCAAGCUAGUUCCAAGCAAAGCCGAGAAGGAUAAAGACUGCAGGAGAAGUACUGAGGAUGAUCAGUGCAAAGUGGAGGGAGCAAAGAAAUGGGAGAGUCAGCAGAAAGCAAUUGAAGAGCCACAUCAUGGCAAGAAGCUUCACCGAACUCUUCCCAAAGAUCAAACACAAUUGCUGUCUCUCCAACAUGACCACAAACAGAAGAAUAAAGAUCCUCCCAAGAUACUGAGCCCACCUGCCCGUCUUCCGUCAAACAGCGCAUGCAAAGAGACCGAGAGCAAGAAGAGCGAAAGCAUCCAAACGGAUCUCAACUGGGCAGCCAUUCUGGGACAUGAAGCCACCUCUCACGGUAGACUGGGGUCGGGCAGUAGCUCCAGCCCUUGCACACCAGCUUUGCAAAGAGCAGGACUAGCUCAGAAUGAAAAUCUACGGGCCAGUCGAGAGAUGUGCAGUUCACUUUCAGAUGUGGCCACAACACCUCUCAGCUUGAGUCAGGAUGAUGUGUUCUGGAAUGUUUGUCAUCUUGAAGAGCAACCUCCAAAGGUUCCAGAAAGAACAAUCUCAAAAUUUUAUGGCAGGGGUCACUUUGGCCAUCAGAGUUAUCCUUCAAGCACGCAGCAGUCAUCCCUGGGGGGACAUGCAGUGAAAAUAAACAGCAACUGCAGCAGCUCCAGUAGCAACAGGCAACGAGAAUCAGCAUCUCAUCAGAGCAACCAGUCUGCUUCAGGAUCAUCUGUCCACCACCAGUCCUAUAAGAAGCCUGAGCACGCAUCUCAUCUCUGCCGUAUUUCAAGCCCGCCCUUCUUGGCCAAGGGAAAAGACAGUGCCAGCUUGCUCCUGAAAUCAGCAGAAUAUUCAUCCUCCAGUGACGAAGUGUGCAGUAGUGAUGAAGAGGAUGACAGCCGUGACUGUAGUCACGUGAGGCAACCACUCAGCAAUGGAGUGACCAGCUUCCCAAGGGCGAGGGUUCCAGAUGGGAUCGAACUGAAGCCCCAGAGCACCGCAACUGAACAGAAGGACCAUGUUCCGGGAAAACCUAGCGGCAGUAGUAUUCACGAAGGGUUCUGGAGCGUGAGCAACCAAAAUUAUCUUCUCCCGGAUCUCUUGCAGCAAAGCCAAAUUUCGGACUGUUCAGCAAACCAGCUAAAGUUUGCCCAGAAUAGUCAAGGACUUCAGAACAAGUCUGUUCCUAAGAAGGUACCAAGCGUUGAAAACACCUCCUCGAAAAAUAGCUCCUCCUCUGUUUCAUCAUUUACUUCAUUCAUAGACCCUAGGCUUCUACAAAUCUCCCCUCCCUCCAGUCCGACGGGAUCAAACUGUACUUCCCCAUCCAGUGCCAAACCAGAACCCACCAGUAGGCAAAAUGCAAGGAAAGGUUCUGUCGUCAAUGUGAAUCCCACCAAUAUUCGACCACAGAGUGACAGCCCAGAAAUCCGCAAAUACAAAAAGAAGUUCAAUUCAGAGAUUUUGUGUUCUGCGUUGUGGGGGGUAAAUCUUCUUGUGGGGACCGAGAACGGGCUGUGGCUUCUGGACCGCAGCGGACAAGGAAGGGUUUACUCGCUGAUAACCAGGAGGCGGUUUCAGCAGAUGGAUGUGCUUGAAGGACUCAAUGUGCUAAUUACCAUCUCAGGCAAAAAGAAUAAGCUACGGGUGUAUUAUUUAUCCUGGUUGCGGAACAAGAUUUUGCGGAAUGAUCCUGAGGUGGAGAAGCGGCAGGGCUGGGUGCCAGUGGGCGAUCUGGAAGGCUGUGUACACUACAAAGUUGUGAAAUAUGAGAGGAUCAAAUUUCUUGUGAUUGCUGUGAAAAAUUCAGUUGAGGUCUAUGCCUGGGCUCCCAAACCAUAUCAUAAAUUUAUGGCCUUUAAGUCCUUCACGUCGCUUCAUCAAAAGCCCCUGUUGGUCGACUUGACAGUAGAGAAUGGGCAGAGGUUAAAAGUAAUUUAUGGCUCAUCGAUUGGAUUUCAUGCUAUUGAUGUGGACUCUGGCUCAGUGUAUGACCUGUACCUGCCAACACAUAUUCAGGGGAAUCUACAUCCACAUGCCAUUAUCAUACUCCCUAACACCAGUGGAAUGGAACUUCUGCUCACCUAUGAAGAUGAAGGAGUCUACAUAAACAUCUAUGGACGUUUCUCAAAGGAAAAUGUUUUGCAAUGGGGAGAAAUGCCUGCAUCUGUAGCGUAUCUUCAGUCCAACCAAGUAAUGGGUUGGGGAGAGAAAGCUAUCGAACUGCGCUCUGUGGAGACAGGAAGCCUGGAAGGAAUGUUUUUGCACAAGAAGGCACAGAAGCUGAAAUUUCUGUGUGAAAGGAAUGAUAAGGUAUUCUUCGCAUCUGUACAAUCUGGAGGCAGCAGUCAAAUUUAUUUUAUGACACUUGGUCAGAACCUACUAUUCAAUUGGUAAAGUUCUCACUUGAUACAACCUAGGUUACAGAAGUUUGCACAUU
Messenger RNA from Euleptes europaea (tarantolino), 3717 nucleotides. It is a transcript of the gene NRK, whose product is annotated as Nik related kinase. Gene Ontology annotation, molecular function: protein kinase activity; ATP binding. Gene Ontology annotation, biological process: protein phosphorylation. The record is from RefSeq and is a predicted model, not a curated record. The transcript has 31 exons. Bases 153 to 3674 code for a protein of 1173 amino acids. NCBI's taxonomy places the organism in Eukaryota, Metazoa, Chordata, Lepidosauria, Squamata, Sphaerodactylidae.